Pedinophyceae sp. YPF-701 is the source of this 1104-nucleotide messenger RNA. Lineage: Eukaryota; Viridiplantae; Chlorophyta; Pedinophyceae. The record is from the annotation of a GenBank genome assembly.
AUGGGGGCGACAGGGUGGCUGGUGGCGCAGGCGCGGCGCCACGCCGUGCCGCGGCACGUCGCGCAUAGCUCGAGGUCGGACUCGCGCGCGCCGGUCGGGCUCAGCGUGCCCUUCCGGGCGGCGCGGCACGCCGGGACGCCCGCGACAGUGCCCGUGGCCACCCACGCGCUCACUGGGGCGCGGCCUGUGGAGCAGAACAGGGACUUGGGGGUUCUCUUGAACCCGGUAGCUCUGAAAGAGCUCAGCAGCGCCAAGGAGGUGAAGAACGAGUUCAUACUGACGCUGGCGUGCGCAGACGCGACGGGCAUCGUGUACAACGUCACGGGCCUGCUCUUCGCGGACGGCUGCAACAUCAUCGAGUCCUCGCAGUUCGGCGACCGCGACGGCUUCUUCCUCCGUGUGCACUUCGCGGCGCCGCGCAACAUGACGCAGGAGAUGUUCGAGCGCGACUUCGAGCCCCUCGCGCGCCGCUUCGGCAUGCAGUGGCAGCUCCGCGACCGCCAGUUCCGCCCCCGCGUCGUGCUCAUGGUGUCCAAGGCCGGGCACUGCCUGAACGACCUGCUCUACCGGUGGCGCUCCGGGCAGCUGAGCGUCGACGUCGUGCACGUCAUCUCGAACCACGCGACGCUCGCGCCCGCCGCGGCCGCGGCGGGCGUGCCCUUCACGCACCUCCCCGUCACCGCGGACACGAAGCGCGCGCAGGAGGCCGCGCUGCUCGAGCUGAUCGAGUCGCUCGACGCGGACCUCGUCGUGCUCGCGCGGUACAUGCAGAUCCUGUCGACCGAGCUCUGCGCGGCGCUCGCCGGCCGCUGCAUCAACAUCCACCACUCGUUUCUCCCGAGCUUCAAGGGCGGGCGGCCGUACCACCAGGCGCACGAGCGCGGCGUGAAGCUGAUCGGCGCGACCGCGCACUACGUCACCGCGGACCUCGACGAGGGGCCGAUUAUAGAACAGGACGUGUGCCGCGUCAACCACGGCAUGUCGGCAGAGGAGCUGGCGGACCGCGGGCAGGACAUCGAGUCGAUCGUGCUCGCGCGCGCGGUGCGCUGGCACACCGAGAACCGCGUGCUGCUGCGCGGCCACCGCACGAUCGUGUUCGAGUGA